Molecule: messenger RNA, 1524 nt
Organism: Saccoglossus kowalevskii
Lineage: Eukaryota; Metazoa; Hemichordata; Enteropneusta; Harrimaniidae
Product: flavin-containing monooxygenase 1-like
Molecular function (GO): N,N-dimethylaniline monooxygenase activity; NADP binding; flavin adenine dinucleotide binding
Source: RefSeq, a predicted model, not a curated record
AUGGAAGACAAGAAGCGUAUUCUAAUUAUUGGUGCAGGAGUGUCGGGAUUGACUGCGAUCAAGAGUUGUUUGAAAGAACAUCUGCAACCAGUCUGCUUCGAACGAGACGAUCAGCUGGGUGGCAUUUGGUACUACACCGAAGACCUGAGACCCGGUCAAUCGUCAGCUGCCUAUAAAAGUAUUAUCUCCAACAACUCAAAGGAAACAUUAUGUUUCUCUGAUUUUCCAUUUCGAAAAGAAGAUCAAGCAUUAGUGACAUAUGACACAAUUACUCAAUAUCUCGUCAAUUACGCUGAUCACUUUGGAUUAGGCAAGUAUAUCCAUUACAACAGAAAUGUUGUCAAAGUUGAAAUGUGCAAAUACUAUGAAACUACUGAACAAUUGGAUGUAUCAUACGUGGAAGGUGGCAGUGGGGUUGGUGACGUCACAGUGGAAACAUGUGACGGUAUAAUGGUGUGUAGCGGCGGGGGAUUAGGAAAACCAUACAUUCCUGCUAUUCCAGGGCUGGAUAAAUUUAAAGGAAUUACAAUUCAUGGAAAUGCCUAUAGACAACCUGCUCCAUUUAUUGGGAAAAAGAUCAUAGUGGUUUAUUUCUGUGUACGUAGACCAGUUAUGGUCAUGACACGUAUCUCACUUGAUGGUGGCUGGAAUCCGGACAUGUUCCUAACACAACGACUACGACAAAUGUUGCCUGCUUGGUUCAGUAAUUAUAAAUUUAAUACUAUUCACAGUUCUGCAACACAAAAAUCACCUGGAACCAUGGUAAAUGAUGAAAUACUAUAUCGUAUUGCUUGUAACCUUGUGAAUGUUGUCCCAGAAAUAGCCAGGAUAACUGAGACAAGUGUGGAGUGUAUCAAUGGCAAAGUUAUUGAUGACGUGGAUGUUAUUAUCUUGGCUGCCGGAUACGAGAUAUCGUAUCCCAUUAUUGAUGAAACAUUAAUCUUUGAUAAAAAAGAGAAGAAGAAUAUUUAUCGAUACAUACUACCAGUAGGAUUGAAACAUAACAUACUGUUGAUAAUUGGUAGUUUACUAAACCUGUACCUUACAACAUGGAGUGCGUUAGAACUUCAAUCACGUUGGAGUGCCAGACUAUUAAGUGGACGUCUAAAUCUUCCAAAUAUGAAGACCAUGAUUAAUGAUGUUCGUAUACGACCUCGUGUCGGAAGAACAUAUGCUCCACUGCCAUGCACUUCAUAUCAAGAUGACCUUGCAAGAGAUAUUGGUGCAUUACCGACUUUCUGGAAUUUACUUAUUCCAGACCCACGACUUCUCUAUGCAUAUUAUCUUGGUCCCGCUAUUGCCGCAUGGUAUCGUCUUCGGGGCCCUGCUGCAUGGGGAGGAGCUAAGAAGACCACCUUAAGCACGUGGGACAAUAACAAAUAUUCACUCAAUCAAACUACAAAAGUUAUGAAAAGUUUAGUUCUUGCAAGUAGUCUAUGCUUUGUUUAUCUGUUAAUUAAUCAAGAGAAAGCUCGUCAAUUUAAUAAUUCACUAUACAGUAUGCUUACAAUUACAAACAAAUGA